AUGGAAUGUCGAGGCCGAGAGGGAUCAACUUAUGGAAGUUCGGAUCAGGAAGCUGUGGAGAACGAUGCAAAAUUGGUGAUCCAUGGGGACACAAAUCUCGAGGAUAUCGGCGCAAUCAAGUAUACAACCCGAAAUACUACCGCUACUCGUAAAUUUGACGCUGUCCUCUACGGAGCCGACAAAUCGGCCGGAAGAUUGCUCAAUCAAUUGCACCUCUUCUUCACACUCUUUUCUCAGCGCUGCUACCUCGAUUUCGGCUCGCUGACGUACGACAGUACUCAGCUGGAAUUGGGCUGGAUGAAGCAGAAGAAUUCGUCCACUUUGAUGCCCUACCUGGACUUCUCGGACUAUGUACGCAGCAACGAGUGGCACACGAACGGAGAAGAGGACAUGCGCCACAACAUCGUGGACCCGAAAAAGAAGACUCAGGUACCUGAACACAUCAUUUGA
This is a messenger RNA of Protopolystoma xenopodis, 450 nucleotides long. The record is from the annotation of a GenBank genome assembly. NCBI's taxonomy places the organism in Eukaryota, Metazoa, Platyhelminthes, Monogenea, Polystomatidea, Polystomatidae.